Messenger RNA from Ctenopharyngodon idella (grass carp), 1511 nucleotides. RefSeq names its product SH3 and cysteine rich domain 3 (gene stac3). Bases 242 to 1246 code for a protein of 334 amino acids. The transcript is spliced from 13 exons. Lineage: Eukaryota; Metazoa; Chordata; Actinopteri; Cypriniformes; Xenocyprididae. Gene Ontology annotation, biological process: positive regulation of protein localization to plasma membrane; positive regulation of voltage-gated calcium channel activity; skeletal muscle contraction. Gene Ontology annotation, molecular function: protein binding. The record is from RefSeq and is a predicted model, not a curated record. Gene Ontology annotation, cellular component: extrinsic component of cytoplasmic side of plasma membrane.
ACACACACACACACACACACUCACAUACAUACAUGUACAAGUGUUUGUUCCUCAGCUCAGACCAGUCUGGUUAUUAGUGAGUUAAGAUUAAUUUAUAAAUCUCAUGCAAACUCAAGCAUAGCAUGCUGUAGGACAACAUCUCAUUGGUUGAAAACUCAUUGAAGACAUCAGAUUGCAAUAAAGCAAAACAUUAACAGGUGCUGAAUUCUGCUGACUGUCUGCGGUUGAGGAGGCUGUAUUUAUGGCUCAAUAUGACCAACUCGAGGAUAAAGAUUCGCUGGAUAUUCAUGAUAAUCCUCCAGCGCCAGACAAUGUCGUAAAGGAGGAUGACAACACUGUGUAUUUUGUCUAUGAUGAAGAGGUGGAGGAAGAAGAGGCUCCUCCUCCUCCAACCCCUGAGCCAGUAGUCCAGGUCAAUGACAGACCACACAAAUUUAAGGACCACUACUGCAAGAAACCCAAGUUCUGUGACGUCUGCGCACGAAUGAUUGUUCUCAAUAAUAAAUUUGCCUUGCGCUGCAAAAACUGCAAGACCAACAUUCAUCACUCGUGCCAGUCAUAUGUGCAGUUCCAGAGAUGCUUUGGAAAAAUACCUCCUGGUUUUAGACGGGCGUACAGUUCUCCACUCUAUGAUCAAGAGAUCAAUAACCCUGGUCAGCAGAACCGCACUGAUCCGGUGUUUGACACACUGAGAGUGGGUGUGAUCAUGGCCAAUAAAGAGAGGAAGAAAGGGUCAGAGGACAAAAAGAACAUGAUGAUGAUGAUGAUGGAGGAAGAGGAAGCUCAACAACCAAAAGAGGAUGAAGAGGGUGGUGAAGGAAAGCAAGAUGGAGACAAAAAAGACAAAACAGCAGCAGAUGACAAGAACAAGAAGCAGCAGCAGACGUUCAGUCAGUCUCACUAUUAUAUGGCUCUGUAUCGCUUCAAAGCCAUUGAAAAAGAUGACCUGGACUUCCAUCCAGGAGAUCGCAUCACAGUGCUGGAUGACUCUAAUGAGGAGUGGUGGAGGGGUAAGAUUGGUGAGAAGACAGGCUACUUGCCCAUGAAUUACAUCAUCAGGGUGCGAGCAGGCGAGAGGGUAUAUAAAGUGACACGCUCCUUUGUGGGAAACAGAGAGAUGGGCCAGAUUACCCUGAAGAAAGAUCAGAUUGUGGUGAAGAAAGGAGAAGAGGUGAAUGGAUAUCUGAAAGUAAGCACUGGACGUAAACUGGGCUUCUUCCCUGCUGACCUACUUCAGGAGAUCUGAAUGACGGAGAUUCAUUCAGAAAAUAAGUGAAGUACAAAAAUGGACAGAGAAAGAUGAAAAUGUCUGACCUUACUGGCACUGUGAAAGAAAUACGAACACAUGUGGGCAUGUACACAGUUUCUAAAUUUAACUUUCACCAAGCACUGUAUAUGAAUAAAGAUGUUCUUUGCUGAGAAAAUAAAAACAAAGUUGCUCAUUAGUUGUUGAUAGUCUAAUCCUAGAUGUGAGCGAACAGUUUUCUAAAUAAAACGUGUCACAAAUUUUA